Molecule: messenger RNA, 4137 nt
Organism: Priceomyces carsonii
Lineage: Eukaryota; Fungi; Ascomycota; Pichiomycetes; Serinales; Debaryomycetaceae
Exons: 1
Coding region: 1-4137 (1378 amino acids)
Biological process (GO): vacuolar acidification
Cellular component (GO): RAVE complex
Molecular function (GO): protein binding
Source: RefSeq, a predicted model, not a curated record
AUGACCAUAUCCUUUGUUCCUGGGGAAGUAAAUGCUAGUCAAAGCUCCUUGGUUCAAUCUGUAUGGAAGAAUCAUCAUUUAAUUAUCUAUGGAUCGGGCAACAAUUUGAUAAUCUACAGCAAUACUAGAAAUUUGCAAACUGAGAAUAUCAGUCAGUAUUUACAAACAAUAUACCUUGAGAAUGAUCUAAUAGCAUUGGACUUCAAUAAAAAUAACGGCCUAAUUGGUAUUGCUUUGAAGUCAAAAAUAAAGAUAUAUAAGCCGGCUAACGCUUUUAUGGAAAAGCCUCGAUGGAAGGAAUGUUUAGACUUUGACAAUCACGACAAUUCUCUGAUCAAUGCAAUGCAAUGGGCAGCAACUGAAAAUGAGCUCGCUGUUGCUUCCGAUAAAUCUUUGUCAUUAUAUCAUAUUUACGCUGAGUACGGAGACUGGAAAUAUCAGAAGAGAUGGCAUUCCAUGCAAGCAAAUCCUAUCAGUCAUUUGCGAAUCACACAUAGUGCCAAUCGCAUCGUUACAUCAAGUGGAAAUUUUGAUCGACUCAUAAAAGUAUGGUCUAGGAAUUGUUAUGGCGAUCAAAAUACGUCCUUUGAAUUGAGCUAUUUGGAUCACCCUAAAAGAAGCUUUGUUACCCAAUUCAAGUGGAAAUACAGGCCGACUAGAAAUAACCCAGAUGAAAUAGAUGGAUCCAUGGCCAACAUCAAAAAUAUCAGAGGAUACAUAGAUCAAUAUGAGGAUGACAAUGAUAUAUUAUACACCUUAACAAAUGAUUCCAUAAUUAGAGUUUGGGCAUCCUAUGAAUUUGGGGGACAUAGUCAUAUCCGUUCAUGGGCAUCACUUGAUUUAAAUUCUUGUUUUGCAAAAGACGAAAUUAGCUCAGUUUGUAUUGUGGACAACACAUAUCUCCAAAAAUCACUAUUACCUUCUUUGAAAGCCUGCAGCGAUGAUAAUGAGAUUGUUUCCUAUUUCAAGUCAUCUAAUCUUAAUGGCAUGGAUCUAAUGUUCGUAAUAAAUGUAAAGGGGCAAGCUGUCUUAUAUUCCAUAACUAAUUUGAAGUCUAAUCCUCCUAAUCAAAUCAAAUUUGAAAAAGUAGGUAGCCGUCUUCUAGAAUUUGAAGCAAGCUGCUUUCCUCAGAAUUCUAAAAGAGAGGAAAUCACUACUUUCACAAAAAACUUUAUCUCAUCACCAGCAUUCGAGGUUAUUUCGAACCCUAUUCAUAUACCUGAGGUGAUUUAUUUAUCAGACAAGGAAACCUCAAAUUUGUCCCUUUUGUUACAUGACCGAGUCAAGAAUACUGUCAGAUAUGAAGCAUUGGACUUUUCUAAAUUAUUAUCAAAUCCAAAAUCUAUGGGAACCAUAUUACUAGAUAAACUUCAAGGACAUCCAAAAUCGAUAAGAAAACUAAUCAGAUCGAAUUCAUCAAAAGGAAAAGAAAAUAUGUUGCUUUCUAUUCUGAACUUUCCAGAGCACAACUAUAUCUGGGAACCAUUACAUCUAGGAGGCUUGACACAUAAAGUAACAGUAGCAAAAAGAUUUCAACUCGAUGUAUCAAUGAAAGGGAGUGAAGUUGAUCAAGGAAUUUGGACUGCCGUUUUGAUCAAUGACGUUGAACCAUCAAACACUGGCAAAAGACGCCACCUUGUUGUUACAGUAGAAAAAAAUGGAUACAUCGGCUUAUAUGAUGCAGAUGAAUCAAAUUACGAUGAUCGUCCUAUUGGAUUAAAGCAAAAGUUGCAGAUUAGUGAGGAAGGUAAUAAAUUAUAUAGUGAAGAGCCCCAGGCUCUUCUUUUCACCGAAUUGAAAGAAGAAUCUAUCGUUGUUGCAAUAUAUCGUGGAAAUUUGACAAAAGCUUGGAAAGUAUCAGAUAGUUUAGAAGCUAUCAAUAUAGAUCGAUUGCCUUCGAUUGAAGAACCUUAUAAAGUAUCGGAUAUAGAUACUUCAAUAUCGCAAAGUGAAAAAAAUUUAAUUUCUGUCAUCGAUAAAUUAGGCUUAGUAAGAAUAUUCGCUGUGAGGUUUGAAGGUGCUAAGCUUUCUUGGAUUGAAACUUUUAGCUUUUAUACGAAUGUUCCAAAUGCUAGCAAGAUCUGUGGGUCUUCAUCGAUUAACAAGUUUGCUGUUGUAGAUGGCUCAGGAUAUAACUUAUCUAUAUGGAACACCAAACUUGGGUUGCUUGAAUAUGAAGAACGAUUUCCACAAGACUUCGGACCAGUUAGAGAUUUAGAUUGGACAUUCAUUGACUCUUCAAAAAUGAAGCUGACUUCAAAUGCGAUAUUAUCGGUAGGUUUUAAAAGAUUUGUUUUAUUAUAUACUCAAUUGCGUUACGAUUAUACAAACAAAAUUCCUGCUUUUGCCGUCUUAAAAAAGAUAGACAUAUCUGAAUAUACUUCACAUGAUAUUGGCGAUUCUAUUUGGUUAGAUAAUGGAUAUUUAAUUAUUGCAUGCGGGAAUCAAUUUUUUAUUGAUGAUAGAAGAGUGAAAUUGGGCUCCAAUAAUUCAAUCGAUAGUAUUAUUGAACAACUUACUGUUGGAUAUAUCCAAUCAAUGGAUAGUGACGGUGCAGAAAAAAGCAGAAAAGCAGCGAAAGAUAUCACUUACGAUAUUUUAACUUUGGUUAGAAUGCUAAAUGGCCCGCUUCCAAUAUACCAUCCCCAAUUUUUGAUCCAAGUUUUGUUUAUGGGCCAAAUUUCGGUUGUGCGACAAGUGUUAUUCAAAUUAUUUCAACUUUUAAGGAUGGACACCUUAGUUGAUUGGAAUUUAUCCUUGACGCUAGAGGAGAUUUUGUCGCCUAAAAUCAAAAAUAAUAAAAAUGAUUCUGAAAAUGACUCUGAAAUUGAUAUAUUUAACAGUUUCAAUGAUAAUGUAGCGGACAUAUUGAGUGAAUCUUUAAUGAAGACAUCAUUACCCUUGAUUACAAGACAUCAGCAGAUUACAUUGUUAUCUCUCAUUUCAAUUGUGAAAUCAUGGCAAAAGAACGAAAGGUCUCUAGAUGAGAAUGGGCUAAGAUUCUUGACAGGCUUUAAAUUAUUUCAAAAUUCAACCAAACAAGCAAAACUCAGCAUUCGAGACAUCAAUUGGGCACUUCAUAGUGAUAGCAAAGAAGUUUUAUUUGGCUUGGUUCAAGAUCAUUACAAGAGUCGCCUCAAAUGGGAAAACGUUGAACAAUGUGGAUUGCCUUAUUGGAUCGACCAGAAAAGGCUUAUUGAGGUUGUUGAAUCUUGUGCGAGAAAUGAAUUUAGUGAGUCUAGAGAUCCGUCUGGUUUGAUUUCACUAUUAUUUUUGGCCAUACACAAGAGACAAAUCCUCAUUGGGUUAUGGAGAACAGUGAGUCAUCCGGAACAACAGAAAAUGUUGAGAUUUUUGAAUAAUGACUUCAGUGAACCAAGAUGGCGGUCAGCAGCAUUGAAAAACGCAUUUGUUCUAUUGGGAAAACAUAGACUUAUAGAUGCUGCUUAUUUUUUCCUUUUGGGAGAUUCUUUGAAGGAUUGUUGUAAUAUAUUAGCAGGUAGACUUAAAAAUGUACCAUUGGCUCUUGCUAUUGCAAAAGUGUACAAGGAAGAUUCUCUUGACGUGGUAACCAACAUUAUCGAAAAUUAUAUCGUUCCGGAAGUUCUCCAAAAUGGCGAUCGAUGGACAACAAGUUGGAUCUUUUGGGAAAUGAAUUUGAAGGAGAUCUCUAUUCAAGCCUUGAUAAAAGCUCCAGUUGACAUUAUCAAAGCACAUUCGGAUGUAUUUUCUGAGACGUGUAAUAAAAAUCAUCUCGAGCACAUAGAGCUUGGAGUUGAAUCGCACAUUUACUCUAAAGAUGAUCCCGUCUUAGCUGUGUUAUUCCGAAGCUUAAGACGAAGAACUGUAAAAUACUUACGGGGCUCUUUGGGUAUCACCCCAUUAGAGGAAUUUGAUUUUGUUAUAAAAGUUGGAUUGUUAUACAACAGAAUGGGUUGUGAUUACUUGGCAUUGAUGUUAAUAAGGAAUUGGAAUUUCAUUAAAUACGAUAAGGAUGAAAAUACAAUCGAUUGGAAUAAUAAAAAGAGCAAUGAUUUACCAGAAACCAUCGAGCCGGCCAAUCCAAUCAAUCAUCAGCCUCCACCGGCUGCAGCAUUUGAAGAGCCAGAUAUGAGUGCCUUCAACUUUGGGUUUUAG